This is a messenger RNA of Sarcophilus harrisii (Tasmanian devil), 9487 nucleotides long. Its product is annotated as zinc finger protein 91. The record is from RefSeq and is a predicted model, not a curated record. Gene Ontology annotation, biological process: regulation of DNA-templated transcription. Gene Ontology annotation, molecular function: RNA polymerase II cis-regulatory region sequence-specific DNA binding; DNA-binding transcription factor activity, RNA polymerase II-specific. NCBI's taxonomy places the organism in Eukaryota, Metazoa, Chordata, Mammalia, Dasyuromorphia, Dasyuridae. The transcript is spliced from 13 exons. The coding region runs from base 1810 to 7176 and encodes 1788 amino acids.
UCUUAAAGAAGAAAAAACACCACAGGGGACUUGUUGGCAUUGAUUUUUUGGAUGUCUCCGGGCUGUCUUGGGACGAUUCGUUUAUUUGAGAAUUGGACAGCUCCCUCUCCUGGGGGGCUUGUCUUUUAACCAUCGCUUUCUGCACAACAGCCACCAUAAGUGUGUGUUUCAGUCCCAUUUCUCAGAAGAAUGAAUUGAAGCCAUGGUGCAUUUCAGGGACUAAAUUUUGCGUGGAGAGCAAGUCGUUUAAAUUGCUAAGGCACGGGAAAGAAAAGAUGCUUGGACAGUUUCCAUGGAGACAAAGGAAAAAGAAUUCUGAUUGGCCGAGCUAAGUGAGGCCUCUAAUUGGCCGAGAAGCUUAGCUUCCGAUUGGCAGACGGAAGUGCAUCCUCCGAGGGGUGAAAGAGCAACACGUCUGCUGAUUGGCUUUCUCUCUGAUUGACAGUUGUGACAUGACCGCUCCUUCUCUGCCCUCUGGUCUGGUCCGGUGCUAGAAAGUUUGAAUGUAAUACUUGUGCGGAUUCCGGCCAGAGUCUCGGGACCCAGUCAGGAACUCCCCCGGACCCUGUGGGAAAUGGCAGCAGAAGGUGGAAGGAAGUUAAAGCGGCAGCGUGAAAGGGCUAGGUGCGCAUGCGCACUUCCUCGCCUCCGCGAGCGCGUUUGUGCGCAUGGCCUAAGUCUUCAGAACCGGAAGAGGUGCCUGAGGCAGCGAGUUGCUGCGCGUAUCCGUUGUGUCUCUCACCGUCCGCCUGGUGCGGUCCAGGAGGUCGGAGGUUAUCUCUGGGCAGACGGUCCCUUUGGAUAUCACCUGCUGGAUGGAGGCGCUUGUAGUUCAGAGAAGAUAAAGCACCUACUGAGUGUCAGCAUCAUUAUCCAAGCCCAGGGCUCACCUGCUGUCCCUCCCCCACUGCCUCCUCCUCGGAAGAGAGAGAAUGAAGACAAAGGAUUGAAGAUUUUUUUUCUUCUGCUUUACUUUAUAAACUGCUUUGGGAGAGAUGACAGGGUGUGUUGGCUCAGGGCUGGAAGUGACUGGCAGAGGUGACUGGGCCUUUACUGGUGUUUUUGCUUUUGCUUAGGGAUCUGGGGAGUCAAACACGAAGCCUGGAUCUUUUAGAAAUAGUUUCAUUCUUCUGUUUGCCUAGGCUGCUGUCUCACUAGCAUGGCUAGCUUCCCAUUGCAUUCAGAGAUGUGCCCUCUUUAACAUCUAACAAAUAGAUAUUUUGUUUAUUUUACAUGAAAAAAUAUGACAUUCAUUUGGUCUUUAAUGCUAAUAUUAGACACUACAGUAAAUAUAACAUACAUAUUGAUUUUUAAUGGAAACUUUAAAAAAAAGUUUCAGCUCAUUGUAUGAAUUUGUGCAGCAACGUCAGGUUCCUUGAUUCAGGGCCCUGUUCCCCAUCCCCAGCUUUUCAUGUGUGCUUGUCCUUGGGCCUAAUUGGAGUCUUCCUACUCUACAAUGAGAGAAUGGGGACUAAGGGUCUUGGUGUUUUUCAGUGCCUGCAUUUGUUUGUGAAUGUUUAUGUCCCAUAGUUAGUGGACCCAAUUCUAAGUUCUCUUUUUACACCUUACUCUUGAAGUCUCUCUGAUGCACACCUUAUGGGCCAUUCGUACAUCCCAAGAACUCAGCCACAGUUUUUCCAAGGUCCGUGGAUCAGCUGUGUGAUUGAGGCUGCCGAAUCCAUUCUCCUGAUCUUUUCUUGCCCACAAUUCCUCAUUAGCAGUAUAUAGGUGCCCAUUUUGGGUCUGACAAGGUUAUCUCCCUUGUGGGUAUAGUUUUGUAUCUCUCAGUGAAAGGUCUCAAUUGGAGAGAUGAUGCCUGUGAAAGAAGUAAUGAUUGUGUAUCCAGACCCCCAAAUUCCCACUACAUAUGAUCAAGAUAGCAUCCUGGGAAUGACUGUCCCUUGGAUUCAGGAGACCAUCCAAGGAGAGCAGGAGUCUGACCUGGAGGCUUCUCGACAGCGCUUCAGGCUUUUCCGAUACCCAGAAGGGGCGGGGCCCCUUGAGGCCCUGAGCCAACUUCAGGCACUUUGUCUUCAAUGGCUGAGGCCAGACAUUCAUACAAAGGAGCAAAUCCUGGAGUUGCUGGUGCUGGAACAGUUCCUGGCCAUCCUGCCUGGGGACGUCAGGACUUGGGUGAAAUCACAAAGUCCCAAAACAAGCGAGGAGGUGGUGGCCUUGGUAGAGGAUUUGGCCCAAAUGGUAGAGGAAGGAGCUCUGCCUUCUGAGGAUUCUACACUCGUCCAAGAGGGCAACAUCGAGGAGGGGCAUGGCUCUGUAUUCUUGACAAGCAGAGUCCAGGAGGGACUGACGUUCCAAGAUGUAGCUGUGGACUUUACCUGGGAAGAAUGGGGGCAACUGGACCCUGCUCAGCGGGAUCUGUACAGGGAUGUGAUGUUGGAGAACUAUCAAAACCUGAUCUCUCUGGGCCUUCCAGUUUCCAAACCAGACAUGAUCUCCCAACUGGAGCAAGGGGAAGAACCAUGGGCUCUGAAGAGAGAAGUUGCCAAAGCUUCCUGUUCAGAUUGGAGAACUAAGCAAAAUAUCUCUGAUGAAAAGUCAUCCCAGGAAAGACUAACAAUGGAUGAUCCUGAGGAGUUGGUCAAGGAUUGGGAGUGUGAUGGCAAAUUUGAGAUGAAACAGCAGGGAAACUUAGAGAGAAAUUCAAGGAAAACACUAAUCAUACACCAGAAAACCUCUAAUACAGUGAAAGAAAUUACAUUUCGGAGAAAUUACAGUCCGGGGUCGAUCCUUGUGAGACAACAAGCUGUGCCUGUAGAAAAGAAUUUGUAUCAACAUGAUACACGUGAAAAGACCCUGAAAAAGUUGUCUGACCUAAUUAAACGUAAUAGAAUUGCCUCAGGGAAAGAAUCUUAUAAAUAUAGCAAAUGCAGUAAAGCUUUUAAUUACCAAUCAAAUAUUAUUCAGUAUCCUGAAGUACCUGUUGAAGAGAAAUCCUACACAUGUAAUGAAUAUGAAGAAGACUUGAAUCAAAGGGAAUACCUGACUCAACAACAGAGAAGUCAUAUUGGAGAGAAGACCUAUAAUUAUGUUGAAUGUAGGAACAUCUUCAGCCAAAUGGCAUACCUGACUAAUCAGGAGACAAUUGAUACUGGAGAGAAAUCUUGUAACUACAGUGACACUGGGAAAACCUCUGAUGGCUCGUCUCUUAAAUGUGAUGAGUGUGUGAAAGUUUUCAGUAACCAGUCAUCUCUUAUUCACCAUCAGAGAAUUCACACUAGGAAAAAAUCCUAUAAAUAUGAUAAAUGUGGGCAAGCCUUCAGUCAAAAUUCAUCCCUUUCUGAACAUGAAAGAAAUGCAGGAGAGAAAAGUUACACUUAUAAUGAUCAUGGGAAAUCCUUCAACCAGAGAGGCCGUCUUAGUAAACAGAGAAUUAAUACUGGAAAAAGCACAUAUAGAUGUAAUGUAUGUGGAAAAGCCUUUAGCACUAGUUCAUCUUUUAUCCAGCAUCAGGUCUCCCAUGUUGGAUCUAAUCCUAAAUUUAAUACAGUUGGAAAUGCUUUUGGACCAACCACUAGCCUUAUUAAGCGUCAGAAACGUGUUAAAGGAGAGAAGCCUUAUCAUUGUGAUGAAUGUGGGAAAACAUUUAGCCAAGGUAGGUGCCUUAUUCAACAUCAGAGAAUUCAUACUGGAGAAAAACCUUAUAUAUGUAAUAUAUGUGAGAAGGCCUUUACCCAAAGGGGAAAUCUUAUUAAACAUAAGAGAAUUCACACAGGAGAGAAACCCUAUAAGUGUAACGAAUGUGGACAAGCCUUCAGCCAGAGUUCAUCCCUUACUGAACAUCAAAGAAUUCAUACUGGUGAGAAACCCUAUCAUUGUAAUGUGUGUGGAAGAGCUUUUGGUCAAGGAAGAAGUCUUACUCAACAUCAGCGAAUUCAUACUGGAGAGAAACCCUAUAAAUGUACUAAGUGUGGUAGAGCCUUUAGUCAGGGUAGAAAUCUUACCAGACAUUGGAGAAUCCAUACUGGAGAGAAACCCUUUAAGUGUAAUGAAUGUGGGAAAGCCUUUAAUCAGAGGGAGCAUCUUACUAAGCAUCAUAGAUUUCACACUGGAUGUUCCUCCUCUGGUCCCCACGCCGGGCGCGCGCGGUGCGUUCUGGGACUUGUAGUUCGCAAGGCGGUUCCGCACAUGCGCACUGUCGGUGGGUUGGGCCCCCAUCCCUGCGAGUUUGAGGUUGGGCAGGCUGCUUGGAGCUUUCGGGAGGACUGCGGGCCGGAGAGGGAGAGGGUGAGGGCGAGCGUGCGCGGUGCGUGCGCGUGUCAGGGUACGCGAGUGCGACUGGGUGUGCGCGGCGGUGUCUGCGGUGGAGGCGCCUUCAAGACCCAUUUUACAGGUGGAAGGAUUGAGGCUGAUAAAAGUAAACUCGAAAGUGGCAGGAGUGGGAUUGGAGCUCGCUCCUACUGGUUCCACUGCAGUGUGUGCGUGUGUAGCAGCCGAGGAAUCUUGAAGACAGAGCUGAGCCUGACAGCAAAGCCCCAGGUAAAAAGACCCUGCCCUGGGAGGAUGGAAGGGAUGGAGGACAUCCUCAAUCAGCAAGAAUCUGUGGGGGAACGGACCUUUCAGCAGAGGAGCAGGACAGAGACAGAACAAUCCCUGAGCCUUCAUGGCAACAAUAAUCAAGAAGCCCCUUCACGAGGAACAAGCAUGGAAGAGGAGGACCGAGCAAUGGCCGAGCUCCUCCCAGCCAAGGCCUGGAAGCCAAUGACCUUCAAGGACGUCUCUGUGGACUUCACCCAGGGGGAGUGGGGGCAGCUGGACCCCGCCCAGAGGGACUUGUACCGAGACGUGAUGCUGGAGAACUACAGGAACCUGGUCUCCCUAGAGCUUCAGGUGAUCAAACCAGAGGUGAUCUCCAGGUUGGAGCGAGGGGAAGCGCCGUGCAUGCUGGAGAGGGAAGGGAUCAGCUCCUGUCCAGAUAAUGAUACUAUAUCUGCGUCCAUGGACUUGGAUUCAAAGGAUGACAUUCCUAUGGAAGAAUCAUUGCAGGAAAGCCUCCAGAUGAAUGUUCCCUUGGACUUUAAGUUGGAACAGAUCUGGGAAUAUGAUGCUAUGUUUGGGAAGCAGCUCAGCUGCUAUGAGGAAGAUUUUAAACAAGUAACAAUCACUGACAAUAACAUUUCCAAUGAAAUGAAUGAUCAAGAAUGUAAUACAUUUGGGAGAAGUUUCAGUAUGAUGUUAAUCACUGAUUCACAAGAGAGUGUUACUAUUAAAAAAACUCUUCAUAAGUAUGACACACGUGGAAAUAACUUCAAACAGUAUUCAGAGCUUGUAAGGCGCAAUAGAAUUGCAUUUGGGAAGAAAUCCUAUAAGUAUAAUGAAUGUAGCAAAGCUUUCAAUUAUCACUCAGACCUUAUUCGAUAUUACAGACUACCUAACGGAAAGAAAUCUUAUGAUUUUGAUGAGUUAGGACAAAGCUUCCCACAAAGGAGACAUCUUAUUCAACAUACUAGAAUUCCCUCUGGAGAGAAACCCUUUAAAUGUGGAGAAUGUGGAAUAGCAUUCAGACAAAGUAUGCACCUUAUUCAACACCAGAGAAUCCACACUGGAGAGAGACCUUAUAAGUGUAGUGAUUGUGGACAAGCCUUCAGACAAAAAAUGCACCUAAUCCGACACAAGACCCUUCAUAGUGGGGAGAAACCUUAUCAGUGUAAUCACUGUAUCAAAUGCUUUAGUGAUAGUUGGUCACUUGCUCUACAUCAAAGAAUUCACACUGGAGAGAAACCCUAUAAUUGUACUGAAUGUGGAAAAGCUUUCAGACAAAAAAUUCACCUCACACGACACAAAACACUUCAUAUUGGGGAGAAACCCUUUAAAUGUAAUCAGUGUGGUAAAUGCUUUAGUGACAGCUCACCACUUCUUCUACAUCAGAGAAUUCAUACGGCAGAGAAACCUUAUAAAUGUAGUGAAUGUGGAAAAGCCUUCAGACAGAGUAUGUAUCUUAUUCGACAUCAGAGAACUCACACUGGGGAAAAACCCUUCAUUUGCGGAGAUUGUGGAAAAUCUUUCAAUGACAGUUCAGCCCUUACUUUACAUCAGAGAAUUCAUACUGGAGAGAAACCUUAUGAGUGCAAAGAAUGUGGGCAAGCCUUCAGUCACAGUGGAAGUCUUACUCAGCAUCAGAGAAUUCAUACUGGAGAAAAGCCUUAUCCAUGCAGUGAAUGUGGUAAGGCCUUUAGGCAAUAUUCUGCUCUUGCUCACCAUGAGAGAACUCACACUGGAGAGAAACCAUAUAUUUGUUCAGAAUGUGGAAAAGCUUUUAGUCACAGUGGAACCCUUACUCAGCAUCAGAGAAUUCAUACUGGAGAGAAACCGUAUGAAUGCAGUGAUUGUGGUCAAGCCUUCACUUAUCAGGCAAGUCUUACUAAGCAUCAAAGAAGUCAUACAGGAGAGAGACCUUACAAAUGCAGUGAAUGUGGAAAAUCUUUCAAUCAGAAUAUUUAUCUUACUCAGCAUCAGAGAAUUCAUACAGGAGAGAAACCCUAUAAAUGUGCUGACUGUGGAAAAUCAUUUAGUCAUAGGGGAAGCCUUACCGCGCAUCAGAAAAUUCAUACUGGAGAGAAAUCUUGUAAAUGUCCUGUUUGUGGAAAAGCUUUCCGCCACAUGAACCAGGUUACUCAACAUCUCAGAAUUCAUACUGGAGAAAAACCCUAUACAUGUAUGGAAUGUGGAAAAUCCUUUAGUCAUAGUGGAAGCCUUACAACCCAUCUGAGAAUUCAUACCGGAGAGAAACCCUAUAAAUGUGGCGAAUGUGGGAAAGCCUUCAACCAGAAUAUUUAUCUUACUCAACAUCAGAGAAUCCAUACUGGUGAGAAACCCUAUACAUGUAAUAAAUGUGGUAAGAACUUCAGGCAAUACUCAGCACUUAGUCACCAUGAAAGAACUCAUACUGGAGAGAAACCCUAUAUGUGUAUGGAAUGUGGGAAAGCUUUCAGUCAGAAGGGAACCCUUACUAAUCAUCAGAAAAUUCAUACUGGAGAGAAACCUUUUAUAUGUAGUGAAUGUGGAAAAGCCUUCAACCAAAAUAUUUAUCUUACAAAGCAUCAGAGAAUUCAUACUAGAGAGAAACCAUAUAAAUGUAAUGAAUGUGGUAAAGCCUUCAAACAGGUCUCAGCCUUAAAGCACCAUAAGAGAAUCCAUAAUAGAGGGAAAACCCUGUAAUUGCAGUUAAUGUGAGUAAUCCUUCAAUUGGCAGGGAUACCUCAGUCAACAAUAUCAAAGAAAUAAUGGUGGAGGGUAAAUGUAGCCAAUAUUCCAAAAUUCACUGUGUGGAUUGUUAAGUAAAUUUCUUUUGAAUCUCAUUUAAGAGGACCUGCAAUAUGUCAGGGAUUGCUGUAAUUAGUAUAUCCUACAAACAGGAGUAUCUGGAGGACCUCACCAUCUAUUGGGAAUCCUUCUUGAACUUGGACUUUGAGAUAGACAUCAUUGUCAGCAAGCAUUUGCUAAGUGCCUACUAUGUGCCUCUUAGGCACUGUGCUAGGUAAUUGAGAUAGACAAAAAUGAAACAGUCCCUGCCCUCAAGGAAUUUACAUUCUAUUGGGGGAGACAAGGGCAUACAGACACAUGUAUAUGGUACAAUAUAUGAUAGAACAGACAAUUUUUGGGAUGGAAGCAGUAGAAGCUGGGGCAGGAGAAGGGAUCAAGAAAUCCUUCCAGCAGAAGGUGGCAUUUGAGAUAAGAUUUAAAGAAAACCAGGGAUUCCAAGGGACCAAGGUUAAACAGACAGCUUUGGCAAACACCUUGUUUGGCCACUGUUGAAUGUGCUCCUUUUUGUUGUGUCUCCCAAAGAUUCUCAUGAUUGUGAUAUAUGUGUGGGAGACCCUUAGAUAAUGACCAGUAAACACAGGGAGACCUUAGUAUUCUCUGGACCUUUCAGUCAGUUGUGUGAUUGUAAAGAUGUAGUUCUGCUAUAGAAUAGAAGUUUUUAAAACCUGCUUAUUUCUUUCUUCUACUUUCAUCAAGAAUGUUCUUGAUACAUGUCUACAUUAUUCUCAAGAGAUUUUGAAGAGCUGGAAAUCUGGGUAUAGAGGUUGAUAGUUAGCUUCAGUCUGACUCCCAUCUCAGCAGUAGAAAAUUUAAUGCUGAAGAGGAAAAUGCUAUUAUUACUAUGAAUGUGAGAAAGCCUUUAGUCAAUUCAGAAAUGUUAUUGGGGGAAAAACUCAUAAGUAUAGUUUAUGAUGUAGUAUUUGUGGAAUGGCCUUUCACCACACGAACCAGGUUACUCAACAUCUGAGAAUCCAUUCUUUAGUGAGACCCUAUACAUAUAUAUCAUAAAGAAGCCUUUAGUCCAACUGGAAGCCUUAUUAUAUAUACAUCAGAGAAUCUGUACUAGAGAGAAAUCCCAUCAGAGUUUCUCACCAUGAAUAUGAGGAGCCUUCAUUGUAGUUUUCAGUUCAUAUUCCACACAAGGGUUAUUUGGUGAUGUAAAUGUAUGCCAGUUCAGUAGUUUAUGAAACAGUCCAGUUAUUUUGCUACAUGCUUUUUUCUGGUAAUAGACUAUUGCCAUCUGAAGAUUGUAGGUUCGCAUAAGGCCCACCGGAAAGUACACAGGUAUUUAGCUAAAAUAAUGUCUUCAAAAUGAAAAUAUUUUUUGAAGCAAAAAAGGGGAUCCAUUUAUCACUUUCUAAAACAUUCAGUAGUUAACAUUUUAGUGUGAGGAAAUAAGUGAAAUAUAGAUGAAGUGUUAACUUAUGGUAACAAAGGGGUUAAAAGAAAUUAUUAAGAAGAAGAUGCCGAGAGCUAGCUAAAAAUUUAGAAGUGGAGUGUGAGUUAGUGGGUUCUUGGCUAUAGGUAACUUGGAUCUAAAGACAGGCCUUUAUAGAAAAAUAAAACUAUAGCUCUAGUUUGUCUUUAGAAUUGUCUAGUCUCAUGGUUUGGAAGCUGUUUAGCUUAAGACAGGUGCCAAAAAAAAAAAAUACUUCUGGCCGGACUGGAAGGAGAUGCAAAACAAAAUUAUUUUCUUUGCUUGUUUUUUGUAUGUUCAUUUGUUUCUACCAAUGUUUUGUAUGUUUGUUUGACUGUUUUUUGUUGGUUAUUUUUGGACUUAAUAAAAAAAAAAAAGAAUUGACACGAGUUCUGAUUUGAAGACUCAAACCAGAGCCCCUAGACCAUCAGCCGGUGUGGGAAGCAUUCCUUUGGAGACGAAGAGAAUGCCAAAGAAGGUAAUCACAAAAGGCUUGUUGGGGAAUGAAUGCUCAGGUUCAGGAAGAUUGCUAUCAUUAUACCAAGAAUUUAUACCACAAAAUUUGGGCUGGGCACAUAUAGAAAAAUUUCAAUGAUAGGUAUAGGGAGAGGACCUGUGAUUUUAAUUGGUAUUGAGAAUUCUCUUUACCAAAGCAGCUCAGUACAUAGACUUUAACUUUACACUCAGAGAGAGUUACUUGAUGACACUGAGAGAUUAAGGUCUUAAACCAAGGUCUUACUGGGUUCCUGGAGAGUUUUCUACUCUGCCUUUUCUUUUUUUGAGGUUUUA